Messenger RNA from Sphaerodactylus townsendi, 2849 nucleotides. It is a transcript of the gene CCDC15, whose product is annotated as coiled-coil domain containing 15. NCBI's taxonomy places the organism in Eukaryota, Metazoa, Chordata, Lepidosauria, Squamata, Sphaerodactylidae. Gene Ontology annotation, cellular component: centrosome. Bases 273 to 1775 code for a protein of 500 amino acids. The transcript has 11 exons. The record is from RefSeq and is a predicted model, not a curated record.
AUGCGACUAAAAGAACAGUGGAGUGAAAUGUGAAUCGAGUUACCUAGACACAAAUCUCUUCUGCUUUGAAGCGUGGUCAAUUCUCGUAGACACGCCACUCUCUCUCAGCCUAAUCCACUUUAUAGGGUUGUUGUUAGGAUGAAAGGGAGAAGGCAGGAACCAUGCAUGCGCCCCUGAAUUCCCUUAAUGCUAAUUGGUCAAUUUUCAGCCACUUGUUUUCUGCAAGAGGCGUUGUCCAAGAGUUCUGGCUUUAAAAGUGGCUUGUGUCCGGGAUGUUACCCCCCAAGAAGCAGCAGUUGCAAGUUCGUCGCUGGAGGAAAACCAGAGAGCUACCUUUCUGUGAAAAUGGGAGACCUUUCCCAGCAGCAGCAAAGUGGAAGUUUUUAGCAGAGAGGAGCCAUCCAGUAGCACCUGUUGGGGCUUGGGUGGAGGGUGCCCCAGAAGAUGCAGAUCAAGAGGAAAGCCUGGCAUUUACUUCAGCAGCUGUCAUUGAAGAAGAAUACAGAGAGCAACAAAAAGAAAAAGAGAAGGUUCUGAAACAUUUUCAAGAACAGGUCAAGCACAGAGUGAACCAGCACGUUAAGCAGAGAAAAAAACAGCAACUUCAAAAAUCAUAUGAAGCAGCUCUAAAAGAAGGCUCUGUUGCGAUAGGAUUUUCAGAUUCUGCACCUCAGUUAACUCCCAAGAAAAGCACAUGUUUAUACAGAUGCGACACAAAUUCUGCCAUUUGCAGUUCUGCUGGUGUGCAGCACCCCAGUAACAUGCAGCAGUGGGAAGGAGAAAUGCCAGAUGCACAGUUCUCAGAACAAGCCGAAAGUGUAAGAACAACUGUGCAGCAAGUUCGUUUCAGACUGGCUUCUUGCAAGACUGUAUCAGAAGGAGACCCUCCUUCUGAACUGCCUGGAGGUUCUUGGGGAAACCCUCUGAAUACACAGAAGGCAAAAUCCAACACAACAACUGCAGUAAAUACAGAAGAGGAUUAUCCCAGAGAGUUUCCUCCGAAGGGAUACCAUGGGCUUGCCACAGGAGUGCAAGAGCAGGGAAUGCAGAAACCAGAAAAAGGUGGCAAGGGCGACUACUAUACAAUCCAGCUUGAAAAAAUUAGUAGCGACAUAAUAAAGACUUCCACUUCAGCUGGCACUUCAGCAGUUGGUGCUGAAACCCAAGCUCCUCUCGUCCUGUGGCCUGGAAUGGAGGAAGAAGAGCUGAGAAAGGAGCGUCAAAACCAGUACCUGAGAUACAGGCGUCUCUUCAUGGAUAUCGAAAGAGAACAAGUUAAGGAGCAGCUAAGGCAGAAGGAAUGGCAGAAGAAAAUGGACAAAAUUAAGAAAGAAAAGGAGCACCAGCGGUUUGCAGAGGAGCAGAAAAUGCAGGAGGCUACCUCCCAUGAAAUUCCUAACUCUACUGAGAAAGCUUCUGAAAAACUGGAACAGCUUAAGCUAGAGGACAUGAAAGAAAAGGAAAAGAUUGUAGCAAAACAGCAGAGACACAAAGAAUAUGCAAGAUAUGUAGAAGCAUUACGGGCUCAGAUGGAGAAGAAAAUCAAAAUGUACAAUAUCAGCUUGCCUUCCUUGUGCUUCUGUGGGUCAGAUUUCUGGGACUGUCAUCCUGAUAGCUGUGCAAAUAACUGUGUGUUUUAUAAAAAUCAUAAAGCAUAUGCUGACGCCUUGAGAUCUGUGAUCUCCUCUUGUAACGUUUUUGAUGGAGGCUCAGACACAAGACUCGCAGUUCAUACGUUUGCGACUGUACAUGCCCGUUCUGAGAAGAAUUCUUAAAAGACGAUGGUGCUUCCCUUUUCCCUCUGACUGUUCUAUCAAGACUUCUGCAAACACCUGAUUCUGUAAAUGCAGGGAUGCCCAACAAACUCUGCAUUUUGACCCUAAAUCCCUGUUAAAAUGAACCACAGAGGAGGCCUGCCCCAUGGUAGUCCUCCCUUUCCCCUCCUGUACCAAUCUUGGUCUCCUGCAAGAUGCCACAGUACCAUAACAUUCUAUGCAUACCACAUAAGGAAUUAGUCUUGGAAGAAGCCAUGGAUCGAUCAAAGUCUGGAUGAAUGUUCCCAUUUUCGCAGGGACAUUCAAUCAAAUGCAGCACCUUGGACUCCAGAGGUUUUGCUUUUUCAAGGCUUAAGCAGCAGCAACUUCUCCGUUCUGCUCAUCUCAUUUUGCUUGGGAACAGCCUCACCUUGACUCAAGGCAGCUCUCUUCAUCCUGUAGACUGUAAGAAUGCAACUGAGGUCAUGCAAUCGCUCCAGAAGGACAGCUAACCUCACCAGCAAUCAUGAUCACCGGCCAUGUUCUCAUGAGUGAAUAUUUGCAUGUAAAGAAAUUCAGCCAAAUUACCAUGUUCUAAGAUUUUUUUUUAAAAAAAAUAGCUACUUGUAGAAUUGAACAAAAUCCUGAUCUAUUUGAUAGUAGCUAAGUGUGAGAGAGUCUGUUCACGAUUUGAAUGUGGGAAGAGGGCAGGGAAGGCUGUUGAAAUGGUUCAGCUUCCUUCCCCAUUGUUAUAACUUGAGCCAGAAAGUUACUGAACAAAUUAUUCUAAUUUUGAUAGGAAAAUAUUUUAAACAGAUUUUAAAGCAGGGCUUUUUGGAUGCCAUGCUCUUCUGAUCCACACACUUCCCAUCUGCAGGAAGCCAGGCUUCUGAUAUAAUGUUUUCACCUUUUAAAAUCUUGGUAUGUACCUGUGUACUGUUAUGGGGUGUUUUAUGUGGUAUUACAGCAGCCACACAAAGCUUCUGCAUGUGAUAUUUGGAAGCAGUCUGAUUAGACUGCAGACUUUUCUAGCGCGUAAUUCUUUAUAAAUAACAAUAAAUGUUUUUAUUAUAUAAAGGAUACACUCAUAUAAUA